CUCAAAUGCCGCAACGUGACGAGCGUGGGAGGCAGGCCGGACAAAAUGCAAGGUACAGCAGCAAGAAACAUUAUCAUAUGACGAUAGAUACUCCCGUCUAUCCCGGGAGACCCUAUCCCAUCCUUAUUGUUCCAACAAAUUAACACCAACAUCUUAUUCUGGUGAUUGAUCUGUCUAAACCGGUCGUGGAAAGUUCUGAAUCACCUACACCAUGGCAGCUCGACAGGAGGAAUUCACGAAAGACUCCAAAACGGCUUUCGGAGCUAUAACCGAAGGAAAGGAGGUGGCUGAAGCUUUUAAGGAUCAGAUUGCUGGCAAAAAUAUCCUCAUAACCGGGAUAACCACGAAAGGUCUCGGCGCCGAGCUCGCAAAGACCAUGGUUCCAUACAACCCUGCACUCAUAAUCCUCGCCUCUCACGACCCGAACGAAGUCGCCAAUCUCAUCGGCGAGCUGCGCCCCCUUCAGACCGACGAAUCUGCAACAGCCCUUGCCCCCCUCCUCGUUGACCUCAGCUCCUUCGCGUCUGUCCGUAAGGCGGCCCAAGACGUGAUCGUCUACUUGUCGCAGAGCCGAUCGGGCGCGAAGCUUGACAUCCUCGUCAACAACGCAAGCCCUGAGGGCCUGCGGUCCUACACCCGCCGCGCCGACGGCUACGAGACCAUCAUGGGGAUCGCGCACCUAGGGCACUUCCUGCUGUCGGGCCUGCUGCGGAGCUCGCUGGCUCCACGGGCGCGCAUCGUAAACCUGACGAGCCUGCAGCACCGAAAUGCCGAGGUGACGUUAUCGGACCUGUGGUUCCGGCCCGGCGAGGCCCACGACCGGGACGUAGCGUACGCCCGCGCCAUGGCUGCCACCAUCUUCUUCACCAAGGGGCUGGCGCGGCGCGGCUUCGUCUCCUUCGCCGUGCAGACGGGGCCCGGGCGUGCGAGCGACCAGAGCGGGAAGCCCCGCGCCGAGGCGGAUGUCCUGGCGGAGAGGUUCGGGCUUGGGUGGAAGACGUUCCAGCAGGCCGUUGCGACGUAUGUUGUCGCGGCCUUCCAGCCCGGCCUGGACGAGACGGACAAUGGCGCCUUCCUAUCUGACUGCCAGGUCGAGAAGUCGGCGGCGUUUGCGGAGAGCGAGAGCACCGUGGAGAACCUUUGGAAGUUCUCCGAGGAACUGGUGGGACAGCGGUUUGGGAGUUCAUGAAUGUUCGGCACGUUGCCAGAUCAGAGCGUAGUAUUAGGCUUGGCUCGUAAUAAAUAACGCGACCUAAGUGCGUUCAGGUUGCGUUCAGGUAAACUGACGUGCAGCUCAAGCAACAGUUUUGCGCGCUAUGAUUAGAUAUAUAUAUAUAGGAGUAAAGUGGAAAUUUGUAUUAUAUAUAUUGUUCUGGCUCUUAUUAUAUGUUUCUGGGUGUGUG
Phialemonium atrogriseum is the source of this 1403-nucleotide messenger RNA. RefSeq lists its product as uncharacterized. The transcript has 2 exons. NCBI's taxonomy places the organism in Eukaryota, Fungi, Ascomycota, Sordariomycetes, Cephalothecales, Cephalothecaceae. The record is from RefSeq and is a predicted model, not a curated record. The coding region runs from base 212 to 1189 and encodes 325 amino acids.